AUGGCGCCGGGUCUGCUUCCAUCGACCCCCAAACUCGCUAGUAUCCAAACGGUCGAUACACCUUCACCGGGCAAAUGGCGGCAUCCCCACCUCAAGGAGAUUGUACAAAGGCAGAAUGCAGCGAGAUUCGGUGACACAAAUGUUCGGAAGAUCGUGUGGAAUGGUGCAGUUUUGCUCGCCACAGGCUUUUUAGGGAAAUCUUUAAGGCAAUACAUACUUGCACUCGGUUCGUUUCUGUCCAUCACAACGUAUCCCAAUGUCAUACUCUUCGUAUUGCGAUUAUAUUUCCUUGCCAACAUUGCGACCGCACUAUACCCACUUUUUCGGCGCAAGGACGAUAUCUUAGAUAUCCCGCUAACCCCUUCACAACGUGCGCUUCUUGGGCUUAAACCCAACAGCACCCCUCCUACGACACCCGGAAGCUCUUACAUAACACCUCCUCGAUACCGGAUAUCUUCAGGUUCACGGCGGCCUAGCCCGUUAUCCCCGAGCAGUUCUCCAUUAUCUGGCAGAGGCAGCUUGUCAGGUAGCCAGCUUUACGAGGGCUCUCUAUAUUCACCCUCCCCUAGCCCUUUGUUCCAAAGAGCAGUUGCCGGUGGGAACAGGGGUAUGAUGCGGCGACACAGCUUUGGUUCUUCGUCGUCGUUCGGUCGGUCUUCAUUGCGAGAUUCAACCGCUCUGCGGACGCCAUCCACUCCUAGUCCUAAUGGUGGAAGGAAUGUCAAUGUACUCGCAAAUAAGUGGCUCUAUGAGAAAACGCGUGCCGUUUCUCCUGGUGGCAGCGUUUUUGGGCGAUGA
Coccidioides immitis RS is the source of this 798-nucleotide messenger RNA. RefSeq lists its product as uncharacterized. Gene Ontology annotation, biological process: protein import into nucleus; spindle pole body duplication. The transcript has 2 exons. Lineage: Eukaryota; Fungi; Ascomycota; Eurotiomycetes; Onygenales; Onygenaceae. Bases 1 to 798 code for a protein of 265 amino acids. The record is from RefSeq and is a predicted model, not a curated record. Gene Ontology annotation, cellular component: nuclear outer membrane; nuclear pore transmembrane ring.